AUGCCGGUACAAGACAAGCUCGGGCCACCUGGCGUCAGCCCCUUGUCGCGCAACCCUGGACAGGGACUGACCGAGCCUGACUUGCGAGCCUCGGUCGUUGGCUCGUUGGCUUGUGCCCGCCGCCGCCCACCUGCCCAGCGUAAACCCGCGAGUGGCCGAAACCAGUCCAGGAGACCGGAGGAGUCUUCAGGGGGGGCUGUCGUCUGCAGGCGCCCCCAGCGCGUCGUGGUCCAGUCCAGUCUCUGGGGCACGGCACAUGCGAGGCAGCUGCAACGCGAUGCGAUGCAGUGGACCAGUGAGAAACGAUGGACGAGAGGCAGGUGUUGUUUGAAAAGCCGGUCGGAGAGGAUGAUGACGAUGACGGUGAUGAUGAUGGUGAUGACGAUGGUGAUGAUGAUGGUGAUAAUGAUCAGGUGUAGGGGUGAUGCAGACGAGAUAAAAAGAAGAGGAUGA
Molecule: messenger RNA, 453 nt
Organism: Verticillium dahliae VdLs.17
Lineage: Eukaryota; Fungi; Ascomycota; Sordariomycetes; Glomerellales; Plectosphaerellaceae
Exons: 4
Coding region: 1-453 (150 amino acids)
Source: RefSeq, a predicted model, not a curated record